Molecule: messenger RNA, 1443 nt
Organism: Diaporthe citri
Lineage: Eukaryota; Fungi; Ascomycota; Sordariomycetes; Diaporthales; Diaporthaceae
Exons: 4
Coding region: 1-1443 (480 amino acids)
Source: RefSeq, a predicted model, not a curated record
AUGGUGGCGCCCUUGGCCAAGUUGCUCGUCCUGCUCAGCCUGGUACAAUUAGCUUUCACCCAGGCGUCGGUCCUGGCCGGCGUGCCGAGCUGCGCUCUGUCCUGCCUCUUGGAUACACUCACAAGCCCGGCGUCGCCAUGUCCCAUCACCAACCAGACGUGCAUCUGUGAGAGCAGCGCCCUCCAGGCCAAUGUCUCGUCGUGCGUGCUGGCAAGCUGCACAGUCAAGGAGGCCCUCACGACACUCAACAUCAGCUCGACGACAUGCGACGCGCCCAUCCGAGAUGACCGCCUCGUGAUCGACGUCGUCUCGUACGUGCUGCUUGCGCUAUCCUUCGUUGUCAUUGCCAUACGGUUCUACGUCAGGACUUUCAUGGGCGACACUGGCAGUGUUGGCCCUGACGACUGGAUCAUACUGGCGACGUUUAUCCUCGGUAUUCCCUCUACCUUGAUUGCCACCCUGGGGGCGGGAGGUCACGGGCUGGGGCGUGACAUAUGGACUCUGUCGUUCAACGACAUCACGCUGUUUGCGAAGUACUUUUACGUGCUACAGAUCUUAUAUGUCGUCGGCUUGCCGAUGGUCAAACUGUCGCUGUUGUUCUUCUACCUCCGCGUGUUUCCGGCACGGCCGGUUCGCAGAGUACUGUGGGGAACAAUUGUACUCAUUUUGCUGUACACUGUCACCUUCCUAUUCAUCUCCAUAUUUGAAUGCACGCCGAUAUCAUUCUUCUGGGAGUCGUGGGAUGGGGAGCACAAGGGAAAAUGUUUGAGCCUCCACGCCAUCUCAUGGAUCCAGGCCGCGGUAAGCGUCGCUCUCGAUGUCUGGAUGCUGGCGAUUCCCCUGUCCCAGCUGCCGGGACUGAAGCUGCACUGGACGAAGAAGGUCAGCGUUGGGUUGAUGUUCUUCGUGGGCACAUUUGUGACUGUUGUCAGCAUACUGCGCCUUCAGUCGCUUAUGAAAUACGCCAGUUCUACGAAUGUGACAUGGGACAACACGUCGGUUGCAAUUUGGUCGACCAUCGAGCUCAACGUCGGCAUGAUCUGCACCAGUCUCCCAACCCUCAGGCUACUGGCAGUCCGAGUGUGGCCAGUCCUGAACGGGUCGACGAUUCGCAGCAGGUUCGGGUACAGCGGGAGUCGAUACGGGCGAAGCAAGUAUCCGAAGAGAUCCACUGAUAUCAGCAUCAGUCGAGAUGCACCCUUGAGGAUGAACAGCUUGAAGAUUGCCGAUGUGAAAGUCGAUGCCUUCCCAAUGCCUCCAAGCAGGGUUUCAGAUGCUGAGCCUCGACCCGCCGCUCCCGAGCCCGCUCUUCGUGGCCUGGCCCGAAGCAACUCGGACUGCAAGUAUGGCGAGGCGGGAGUUCUUAGAGGAGAUGUCGGACACUCCAACUACAAGCAGGGGAAUCAACCGCAGACCCAACGACACAUUGAUGGUGGAGGAUAG